AUGGCUCCAAGCGCAACGAAGGACUCAUGGAAGGACUUCCCAGAGGAGAAAGCAUCUGGCUUUAUUACGUAUGCGCGUAACUCUGUCGAUCGAGUUGUCCCUCCUCCUUCACGACAAAAGGCAUAUGAUGAAAGUAUGGCUUUUGCUUCCUCGCGACCUGUUCUCUUUUCUUUCAUUGUGUCACAGCUUCUCCUCUCAUUCCUCCCUCUUCUCAUGUUCCUCACCUUUUCCCUAUCAACCAUUCUUUUCGCUCUAGGCGCCGCCAUCGUAUUUGCGCUCUUCUGGAUCGGUGUCGCGCUGUUGGUCCUCGUGCCAGCUCUGCUCGUCACCUCAUCUAUCGCAGUGCUUGUUUGGGGCUGGGCGGUUGGUAGUUUUGUUGUUGCACGAUGGUUGUACAGCCACUCCCCCGUCAGCGUGCAGAACGGGGAGGUUGUGAAGAAGGAGAACGGCAAUUAG
Messenger RNA from Fusarium pseudograminearum CS3096, 456 nucleotides. RefSeq lists its product as uncharacterized. Bases 1 to 456 code for a protein of 151 amino acids. The record is from RefSeq and is a predicted model, not a curated record. The transcript is spliced from 2 exons. Lineage: Eukaryota; Fungi; Ascomycota; Sordariomycetes; Hypocreales; Nectriaceae.